UUCAUGAUUGGGUUUCGAAAAUUCAAACUGUUGUUCGAUGUGUUAAAUUGUGCUAAAAACAAAGUCUGGGCUAUAAAUAGAAGUUAACAAUGACAAAUACAGCAAAAGAGCAAAUGAAAGACCUUCUAAACGAGUCCAAAAAAUACCGUUUACGAUCGAAGGAAUUGAACUACAGAUUCCCAUCAAAUGAUUCAAUAUACAAAUUACAAGUUGAUACAGAAGAAUUUGUUGCUGAAAUGGACUUUAUAAUACCAUGCGUGGAAUAUUCGAAUAUGAAUAAGAUGUUAGCUCGAUGCAGUUUUGCGCAAGAAAAAAUGAAAGAGGGUAUUUGUUAUUUAAUUGAAUCUCAUUCUGUUUCUCAACGUCAACGAAUACUUCAUCGAUUUUUAAAAAAUGAAGCACUAGAGUAUUCUUUGCAUGAGCCACAAAAAUAUGGUUUGGAUCCGAUGUCUGCAAAGCUUGACAUCACAGGUCCUGAAAAGAUUAACAAACUGAAUACUGUAUUAAAGGAAUUUCCUAGUGAAUGGUACAUGAUUCAAGUCACUGCACAGCACGAUCACCGGAAGUUCAUUUACAAUGAUUUGCAACGAUUACCUGCAAUGCACUCGAUCCACAUUACCGUUCUUCCAACUGGUCAACAAAGAAUUCCUCUGCUAUGUAUAACAGUACCGACACCAAAGUCUCAAUCUACUUACGAUGUUUGUCAAGAGAUUCACGAAAUAUUAGCCAAUUGCAAAUUUGAACUUCAAGCUCCUUAUUCCAGUAAACAAAUUUAUUGGAAAAUGCGACAGCGACAAAAUGAUAGAAUGAAGACAGCAGUGGAUGGGUUAGAAUAUACAUGGCUAAGAGAAUGGAGAAUUCUCUUCAUGGCAGACCCAAUAGAUGAUUUGAAGUCAGUAAAAGAACUUCAAGACAUGGUUGAUCAACUUAUUGCUAAUAAUUCCUUGAUAGGUAUAACCGAAACAUCUCGAUGGUUAUUAAAGAAAAUUGUUACAAGUGCAUGUUUUUUAACAAAAAGAGAAAUCGAAUUAGCAAUAAAACAUGUUUUACCUGGACAUACGAAACUUAUGAAAGAUAUUAUAUUGUUCAUAAAUGAAAAAGCAGAAGAAGUAAAACCACUAUCUUCCGUGAAGAGGAAAACAUUAAUUUUAAUCAUAGAUGAGCAAAUGGAUUACAUUCCUUUUGAAGCAAUGGAAAUAUUAAAAAAUCAUCCAGUAACACGUUUUCCAUCACUACAUAUCGCCCGUGCUCUAUUCAAGGAACAUCGCAAUUAUAUUGAAAAUGGUUGUAGAGUUGUUAAGAAUCUAGGAGACAUCGGAACAUGCAUUGUUAACCCAUCAGGAAAUUUAAUGAACAUGGAGAAACGAAUGAAGGUGUUUAUGAAAUAUUGGUUGCCACGAUGGACAGGUUUAUACAAUGAAGAACCGCAAGAGGACUUUUUUGAAAAGGCCCUCACUAAUCAUGAUGUACUAAUGUAUAAUGGACAUGGCAGCGGCAUACAGUAUUUGUCGGGUGAAAAAAUAGAAAAAUUACGAGUCAGAGCAAUUGUCCUAUUAUUUGGCUGCUCCAGCACAAAAUUAAUACCUAUUGGGGGUCGCUUUCCACCUUAUGGAGUUUCAAACCAGUAUUUAGCUGCUUGCAGUCCUUGCAUUUUAGGAAUGUUGUGGGAGGUGACUGAUAUCGAUGUCGAUAAAAUGACAGCCUCCUUCGUUAGUAAUUGGAUACCGGCUCCACUUAAUGCCCGGCCAUGGACUGACGUAAUUGUCAAUGAAUGGUGCAAUGGAAAUUUGAAAUUCAAAGAUAAAACCGAGGAUAUUGGCUGCCAGUCGGAGGAACCAGAAAUGCUAAGAGCAGUAGCUAAGUCUAAACAAGCUUGCUCGUUUUAUAUGACUGCUGCAGCAGCAGUUGUACGUGGUUUACCUAUCAUACACCAAUAAAAGGUCGAAAUUUACUGUACAUUUAUUGUAAUAUAUUAAAUCAUCUAGAUUCUUACUUUUUAUAAAAGAUUUUCAUACGUUA
This is a messenger RNA of Orussus abietinus, 2019 nucleotides long. RefSeq names its product separin (gene Sse). Gene Ontology annotation, molecular function: cysteine-type endopeptidase activity. The coding region runs from base 90 to 1937 and encodes 615 amino acids. Lineage: Eukaryota; Metazoa; Arthropoda; Insecta; Hymenoptera; Orussidae. The transcript is spliced from 9 exons. Gene Ontology annotation, biological process: meiotic chromosome separation; proteolysis. Gene Ontology annotation, cellular component: nucleus; cytoplasm; centrosome. The record is from RefSeq and is a predicted model, not a curated record.